This is a messenger RNA of Stylonychia lemnae, 1209 nucleotides long. The record is from the annotation of a GenBank genome assembly. Lineage: Eukaryota; Ciliophora; Spirotrichea; Sporadotrichida; Oxytrichidae.
AUGGAUAGUCCGAAUAAUUCGAUGACAAUCCCUCUCAAGCCAGAGGACUAGGAGAUCUAGAUGCUGGUGAUGAGUAAACUAAUGCCUCAUGAAUAUCUUGAAAUCAGAAGAAGACCUCGAGCUUAGAGCCUUAGCGGAGGAGGCAACGGUAGAAAUGGCGGACUUCUGAGAGAAUACUUGCUUUCAAGUAGAUAUGAUGGGAAUAUACCAGAGGGCAGCAAGCAAUACAAGCUAAUCUGGUUUGUGUUGCUAUAUUAUAUGUCUUUCUACCUAAUCUGCACAUUUUCCUCCCUCAUUAUCAAGGGAGUUGCUAAUGCUAACAGUGAAACCAUGCCUCCUGAAGUGGCUUAGAAAUGCCCAAUGAACCUGAACAAGUGGUACUCAGUGCAGUAGAUAUUAUUUGCACUUGCCCCCUUUCCCAUAUAUUACAGUGUGAAACUGAUUAUCAGAGAUAGACAGAUUCAUUAUCUGUACAAAGAAAGAUUGGAUCGUAAUGGAAAUAUAAGAAGGACAUUCAUCUUCAGUACAGUGGGAAUCGGUAGCAAAAUAGUGCUAGGAUUCCUAGACAUUUUACAUCUGGUCCAAUCAAUCACAGCCACAGCAAACUACUUGAACAAUAGAGAGGAUAUUCUUGAAUACUGUGCGCCCUACAACCCUGUGAUGAAUUUUAUGCUUUUGUUCUACACUUCUAUUGGGCUUUUGAGCUUUCCAAGGUUCAUUAUUCUCAUCUAUUUCUUUGUUUGGAGAGUCAGAGGCCUAAAUGUAAAUUAAGCAAGAAUGAGUGCAAAUGAAACUGAACCUUAAAUCUAAAGUUUCAAAUUUCCAAUCAUAAAGUAUGAAAACCUUGAGUCUGAAAUCCGAUAGUUCUCAGCCAUUUCUUAACCCAACUAAACCCAAGAAAUUACCGAGGAAGAAAAAGAUAAUGAAAAUCAGUUCCUUGAGUCAACCUCCCCUCCACGCUUAUUAUAAAAACAGAUUAAAUACAAUGAUAAUCGGAUCGAUAAUUAAAACAAAAGAAUCAGCAAAGAUGAGAUCAUAUCAGACAGCUGCCCGAUUUGUUGUGAGGCUUUUGGCAAUAGUGACAAGAUUAGCUUUUUACCCUGCAAUAUCAAGCAUAUUUAUCAUACUAAUUGCAUCUAGAUGUGGCUUGGCAAACACAACACAUGCCCUCUUUGCAAGCAUGAAGUUAUAAAAGUUUCAUAUAGAUGA